Messenger RNA from Polistes canadensis, 1391 nucleotides. Its product is annotated as venom serine protease-like. The transcript is spliced from 8 exons. The record is from RefSeq and is a predicted model, not a curated record. The coding region runs from base 144 to 1316 and encodes 390 amino acids. Gene Ontology annotation, biological process: proteolysis. Gene Ontology annotation, molecular function: serine-type endopeptidase activity. Lineage: Eukaryota; Metazoa; Arthropoda; Insecta; Hymenoptera; Vespidae.
UAAAAAACCACGAAACAGGAAGGAACAUUACAGAUAGUAUUAUAAAUGUCUUCAUUGAUACGAAUUAGUGGCUUUUCAUAGUUUAUUAUAUUUUUCUUUAAUUAUUCUUUCUUUUCUAAUUAUCUCGGGAACCAUCAACCACCAUGAAAUUAGGAAAAUUUGUUCCAUUAUUUUGCAUGCUACUUGGCGUAGUAAAUUCGGAAGAAAGUAUCGAAGAGGAUUGCGACUUUUCGCAAGAUUUAUCACCAGGUGUCAAUUAUUACGUAUAUAAUCCUGACUAUCCAGAUUAUUAUAUAGGACAACAUAAUUGCCAAUGGAAAACUACAAGUAAUACUCGUGUAAAAUUGAAUUGCACGGUUUUCGACGUACCACCGAGUCCUAAUUGUACGAUGGAUUACUUGAAAGUGAAAAUAAGCGAAGAAAUCGAAUACAAAUUUUGCGGAUUGCAUUCGUUUGCAAUAGAAUCUAUUGGAUCUGACAUGAACAUAAUAUUUCAUUCGAGAUACAACACUUAUGGUGGUAAAUUUCAAUGCACAUUAACGGCUACCGAAGAGGAAUGUAAAUGCGGUUGGAAAAAUCCGUCAAAAAUAGUAGGAGGUGUUGAAUCUGGUAUUAACGAAUAUCCAAUGAUGGCAGGUUUGGUUGAUUUUACCAAACGUUUUUUAUUCUGCGGUGCAACCAUAAUAACACCGCGACACGUGUUAACUGCAGCCCAUUGUGUUAUACAAUAUGUCGAUAACUAUGAAAUAUUAGGAGUCAUUGUUGGGGAACACGACGUAUCAACAGGUCAAGAUACUAACGUGACUCGACUUCACAAAGUCAAUAAAAUAAUCAUUCAUCCUGAUUAUUCGGCACGUGUUAAUGACGUUGCUAUCGUCAAAACAGAAAAGAAAUUUGAUUAUUCAAUGAAAGUUGGUCCAGCUUGUCUACCAUUUUAUUAUAUUCAACGAAGUUUUACGGGAGAAGCUGUCACGGCAUUAGGCUGGGGUACAACCAGUUUUGCCGGUCCUAAAUCGGAUGUAUUGAUGAAAGUUAAUUUGCACAUUAUUUCAAAUCACCAAUGUGUCAGGUACCAACCUAAAGUAUCCUCCAAACAAAUUUGUACCUACGAUAAGGGUAAAGAUUCCUGCCAGUUUGACAGCGGUGGUCCCGAAUUAUGGCAUAAUCCAAGUACCAAUCGUUUAACUCUACUUGGGGUUAUUAGUUAUGGUAAAACCUGUGCCGAUGAAUUUCCCGGUGUUGCCUCGAGGGUUACUAGUUUUUUGGAUUUUAUUAUUAAAUCUACACCAGGAGAAAAAUAUUGUCGGGUUUAUUAGAAGAGAAUAAACCGAAUAUUUUUUUAGCACGAUAUCAUACGACAAAGAUUAAUAAAUAAAAAUAAUAAUAAUAAA